Drosophila subobscura is the source of this 1557-nucleotide messenger RNA. RefSeq lists its product as uncharacterized. The transcript has a single exon. The record is from RefSeq and is a predicted model, not a curated record. The coding region runs from base 216 to 1472 and encodes 418 amino acids. NCBI's taxonomy places the organism in Eukaryota, Metazoa, Arthropoda, Insecta, Diptera, Drosophilidae.
ACAGCACCCCAUUUUGGAAAUGUUUCAAGAUCACACGAUGUCAGCGAAAAUUCCGUCGAAAUGAAUAAUAAAAAACCAAAUCGAAAAUCGAGCGACUGUCACGAAGCGGAGAAACAUCUACAAUUUCACCUGGUCAGCGUAUAAAAAGCGUCGCGCGUCGCAAUCGUACAGCCACAACCCAAUUCGAGUGCCGCCAAGACAGAGCCGCACCGACCAUGACACCGGAAAUGAUGAAACCUCGCAGCCUCUACGCCUACACCAUAGCCCUAAUCUUGGUUUGGCUGGCAGUCCUUCAACUACAUCUCGCUGCUGCCGAGACUGCAACCACCGUGUCCCCAUCUGCACUCUCCACUUCAGCGGCACCAGCGACGUCCUCUCCUAAUGCCAAUCCGCUGACAGAGGCCAAGCACGAGCUGAACUGCAAAGCUCUCUGCGAGCACUGCGGCUGCUUGGGCUUCUACUGUGGCGAAGAGUGCCUCUGUGAGUGCAACGACGAGAACUCGGACACCGAAUGCAUUCGCACCAUGCAGGAGAACGCGAAAACACUGAACACUCCCUUCCAGAUUCUCAUCCAGGGCCCGAGCAGCAACCGCUUCGUCCGCAAUGCACAGCAGUUUGAGCAGCGUCGCGAUCUGGUGGUUAGGAGUGCCACUGGCCCGAAGACCGCUCGCAAUCGCCGAAACACCAUCACCAUCUAUAAGCCAUCCAUGUCGGCGGGCAAGCAUGCAGCCAGCCAGCUGACGGCCAAUGCCCUGGAAGCAGCUUCAAAGGGUGCCAAGAAAUCGGAGCUGGCAAGGCAUAAGCGAUCGGUAGAUAACCUGGAGUGGUUCAACGAUUUCGCCGGCUCUCUGGUGCGCCCUUCUCCUCUGGGCACACGUGGCCAGAAGCCGCGGGUAGCCAAGCCUGCGGCAUUCAAACGCCAAGCCGCUCCGGUGGAGCCUGCUGCAGUUUCACGUCGCGAACCUUGGUUCUUUGAGCAGAGUGGAACGCCCUUCAUACGUCCUGCGCCCCUGCAGAAGCGACAGCAGGCGAAUCGCGACAGCAAAAGGUCCUGGAAAAGCAGGAAGGCUGCGUCCCGCAAGGCCGCUUCCUUUGAAGAGUCGGAGAGAGAAUCUGGACGUGACAUCAGACCGCUGCGAGAUGCAAUGCAAGUGGUGGAGCGUAUUCCCCGGGUCCUCCAGGACACGGUGAGCCAUUUAUCGUCCGACAACAACAGGGACGACGAUGUCUUCAGCCUGAACAUCAUGAACGAUGACGUUGAGCCUAAGGAGCGAGCACCUGUUUAUCGUCGUCCCAGUGGCCGCUCCAUGAGCAGAUUCCGCAACGACAUUAGCCCAGAAGCUGUAACCCUAGCUCCUGCUGUAGGUCUCCCAACGCUCGCCCCGCUUUUGCCUCAGCGUGGCGGCCUUCUUUUCCCUUGGCUGCGGCAGCAACGCUUGAGGCGUCUUCAGCAAGCUCGUGGGAAUCAUUAAAACACAUACACAGCGCGUUUUUUAUUUAAUUUGUUGUAUAUUUUUAAGUAUUCUUCGAACAAUAAAUUUUCAGGCGUUAAAUAUA